This is a messenger RNA of Emiliania huxleyi CCMP1516, 1131 nucleotides long. RefSeq lists its product as hypothetical. The transcript has a single exon. The record is from RefSeq and is a predicted model, not a curated record. The coding region runs from base 1 to 1131 and encodes 376 amino acids. Lineage: Eukaryota; Haptophyta; Isochrysidales; Noelaerhabdaceae.
AUGGUUGUAGCCCGGCUCCUCGCCCUCCUCCUUCCCCUCGCCCGAGCGGAAGAAAUCUACCUGGCGAGGAUCCCCAACGGCAAACCGCUGGCGGACGCGGUCCAUGCAGAACUCGGCUACUCGCGAGACUCCGUCGGCCACGCAAAGUCGGGCAGGGGGGGGGUCGGUAACCAAAACAAGUUCGCAGAAGACUUCGCGCGAGAGGUCUAUGCCGAUCGCACUUGGACGCGCUGGCUCUGCGAGAGGGACUCGGACGGAGACAACCGGACCAACGGGCUUGAGCUCGGGGAUCCAUGCUGUGUUUGGAAACAGGGCGACCCGGAUCCAGAGGUCGACGACCUCUCUCUGCCCGGCCAUGCGGACCAAGCCACGUCGCGCACAAUGCCCACGUGCGCGCCGCCGUCAGCCGCCCCGCCCUGGCCUCCCCGGCCGCCCGUGGACGAGCCUCCGCUCGGCCGGCGGGAGCGGCUCAUCCUCGGGCACGCGGUGCUCAUGGCGGUGGCGUGGGCCCUCCUCCUCCCGACGGGCGCCGUGGCGUCGGUGUCGUGGCGCCGCGCGCUCGGCGGCGGGCGCCGCUGGCUCAAGGCUCACAUCGCGGCGCAGGUGUGCGGACUGGCGGCCUCGCUCGCGGGGCUUGCGGUGGGCGUGUACGUCGUGGGCGACCGGGGUCUAUCGACCCAUUUCCGGCCAAACGAGUGGGAGGGCGGCUUCGCGGGCUCGCACCGCGGCCUCGGCCUCGCGCUCUGCGUGCUGCUCGCGCUGCAGCCGGUGGCGGGGCUGCUGCGCCCGGCCGCCCCUCUGGCGGGGGAACGGCGCUCCGGCGCGCGGCGCGCGUGGGAGGCUGCGCACAAGGCGGGCGGCUACUGCCUCCUCGCCCUCGGUGCGGUGCAGGCCGUCUCCGGCCACGCCCUCCUCGCCGACUGGGUCGACGACGCAGGCGACCUCCGGUUCGGAGGCCUGCCCGGCCUGCGGACGGCAGACCACACCCUGCUCCUCUACUUUGCCCUCCUCUCCGCCCCCCUCAUCCUCCUCCUCGCCGGCCUCGUCCUCUCCGCCCGCGUGGCCGCCGUCGCGCCGCCCGACAAGAGCGCACAACCAGAGCCGAGCCAGCCGGCAGGGCAGCGCAUGUGA